This is a messenger RNA of Harpegnathos saltator (Jerdon's jumping ant), 2626 nucleotides long. Its product is annotated as zinc finger protein 492. The transcript has 8 exons. Gene Ontology annotation, cellular component: nucleus; nucleoplasm. Gene Ontology annotation, molecular function: DNA-binding transcription repressor activity, RNA polymerase II-specific; RNA polymerase II cis-regulatory region sequence-specific DNA binding; zinc ion binding. Gene Ontology annotation, biological process: regulation of transcription by RNA polymerase II. The record is from RefSeq and is a predicted model, not a curated record. Lineage: Eukaryota; Metazoa; Arthropoda; Insecta; Hymenoptera; Formicidae. The coding region runs from base 472 to 2481 and encodes 669 amino acids.
GUCCUGUAUGCUCGCGGAAUGUGCUGUUUUUUUUCUCCAAACAAACGCGACGACGAAUAUUCAUGUUUUCGUUGGAACCCCAAAAGAUAUCCGAGUACGCGCGUCUUUUACAGUGCUACAGAGUGAAAGGAACAGUCGUUGUCAGUGAUACAGUCGUCAAUUGAUCAGUGUUCUGCGAAACAGUAAGCCUUUUCUCGUUACAUUUCAGCGCUCGAUUCCUUCGACGACGACGAGCAAACGAACGAACGAAUCAGCGAGCGAACGAGCGGAGCAAAGGAGCAAGCAAGAGGAACACAACAUGUCCGCUGUCCAGGUUGGCGUCAUCCGUGGAGUUCUUUUGUUUAAAAACGGCACGAUGCGAUGAUACGUGCGCGAUUGCGGCGUCCGGCAGUGUAAAGGAGCAACGCGAUGCGUCGCGUGACGGCGGCGUACGAUCUCGCGCGUACGAUCAUUUCGCACGUGCAUUGAACGAUGACGGAGCCGGAACUCUGCCGGCUAUGCGCCGAGACCAAGGAGAAUCUUAUCGGGAUCUAUGACGCUGAGGGCCAAAAGCUCGCGAUCGAGGCUAAGAUUGCCAAGUGCCUGCAAAUACAGGUUCUAAUAACGGAUGGUUUGCCACUCACAGUUUGUAUAGAUUGCUGUGUUCUGUUGAAUCAGUGCAGUGAUUUCUUUGAGAAAACCAAUCAAGCUCAAAUAUCGCUGAGACAACUGCUGAUAGAUACAAAGUCUGAGUCCCAACCAAUAGAACCAAAUAUAGAUUAUGUGGAGGAAACUGUGGAGUUUCCAAAGGAUGAGGGCAAUAAUAGAGAAGAGAUAGUUGAAUGUCAAUUGCCUGGCAAUUACAUCAAUGAGACAGUUAAUACCUCAAAUGCUUCUUACUUCAUUGAGGAAUAUAAGGACGAAUAUAAGGAAUAUAAGGACGAAAACCCCCAAAACGAAACACAGGAAGCACAAGACAACACAAAACAGAAAAAGUGUAAGAUACAGAUAAAGAAGAGCUCUCCUAAACAAACUAAAAAAAGAUUAAAAAAGAAGAACCAAAUGCAAAAGAUGGAGGAGACCGAACAUCAUAUAUCUUCUAGGAUAGGAAAAAAACAAAAUGAUGCAACUAUGACAAAUAAUUUGAAAAUUGUUGAUAAUUAUAUACCUGACACAGAAUCAAAAUUAGAAGUGAUAGAAACACGAACAGUGGAAACAACAAAACAAAAGAAAAAGACAGAAGGUUUAGAAAGAUAUCCUUGGCUAUGUACAGAUUGUGAUGAUAAAUUGCCGAGCUUAGAAGCGCUAGAGGAGCACCAUGAAACUGUGCACAAUCAACAAGCUAAGUACAUGUGUGUACAAUGUUGUAAAGUCUAUGAUAAAUAUUAUGGGUUUCUCACUCAUGUCAAGAGGCACAAGAAUAAAGCAAAGUUUAGUUGUGAAGAUUGCGGAAAGUCAUUUGUACAUAAAAAGGUUUUGGACUCUCAUAAAACAAUACAUAGUGAAGAACGACCAUAUGUAUGCCAAACCUGUGGAAAAGCUUUCAGACAACAAAGUGCUCUGUAUAUUCAUAAUCGUUGCCAUUUACCCGAUACUGUGAAAAAUAGAUAUCCGUGCGAUCAAUGCGAUAAGAGGUUUUCUACGAAACCUAAUCUUGUUACGCACAAGCGUAUUCAUUCCGGCGUGCGGAAUUUCACGUGUGAUCAAUGUGGCAAGAGUUUUAUACAGAAAGGAAAUUUGGAAGCUCAUUUCUUGACCCAUUCGGCAGACAAGCCGUUUAGUUGCACUCAGUGUCCAAAAGCAUUCAAAACGCAAUUGCAAUUAAAAAAACAUGCAACAGUGCACACUGGUGCAAAGCCACAUCAAUGUGCUGUUUGUGGAAGAACCUUCAGGGAGAAAGGGACUUUAAGAGAGCAUCACAGAAUUCAUACUGGUGCGAUGCCAUUUACCUGCGAGUUUUGCGGAAAGUGUUUUCGUUUUAAAGGAAUAUUAACUACCCACAGGCGACAACACACCGGAGAACGCCCCUACAGUUGUUUAGAAUGUCAACAUCACUUCACAAAUUGGCCAAACUACAACAAGCAUAUGAAGCGUCGUCAUGGAAUUAAUACUUCUCACACCAAGCAUUUAGCUAAUAAUCAGCAGCAAUUGCAACAGCAACAAUCAACAGCACAAACGCAACAACCUCAAAUACAGCAGCCUUCCGCAGAAAAUUCACUCUCUGUACCUCAAGGGGAAUCAACUACAGUACAAGUGAUACAAGCAGUUCCUCACGCUUCGGCAUCGCAGCCGAUAGUCAUUCAAGCUAUUCCAACAACCACUAUUCAAACUUUUCAAAGUGAUGUCACUGGUACCGUUCAAGAAGCGGUGUUUAGGAACCGAAAUACGACAUAUUUCAACGCAAUGCCAACCGCAUUGCAAAAUUUUCUGCCAACGAACCUACAAUAUAACUUCUAUAGCAUUUCUAAUGUUACAGAAAACGACUUAAUGCAGCAUAGAUAAAAUUAUUUGCUCAAACUGAGCUUACAUAAAGACAACUAUGUCUUUGUGCUGAUUAAUAAAAAACAAAAAGAUUGAAAAUUAUUCGUGCUUGAUAAUUAUGUUACUAAAAAAAAAAAACAUGGAUUUGGUAGAAAAAAAAUAUAUU